AUGGCCAGAACCAACUCCAUACUCAAGUGUUCAGCAAGAAAGUUGUUCCCACGGGACUCCAUCGCAAUCCUUUUGGAGGUCAGCAUUUUUAACAAUGGUCCAUUUCGCCUGCAACUAGAGCCUGGCCAUGGCAAGCAGACAGGCACCAUUAGAGGAAGCAUUUCAACCCGGCUCGGCAAGCACGAGUUCAGCUUUUGCAGGGACGACAUGCUCAUCUACGACUUUGUGCAGGCCUUUCUGCACACCAGCACCGCCGAGGUGGCGAAUCCCCGCGUCUUGGUGCCUGAAGAGAGGGUGGAGGUGCGGGAUUAUGUUAAAUGGUGCAUGGUCCUAGCCAUGUACCGGCAUGAGGUGAGACUGGCCAAUUACUGCCUGGUCUCCUUGUUGGCGUUAUAUGUGUCCCUGGCGCUCAUGUGGCUAUUCUGGUAG
Pyricularia grisea is the source of this 429-nucleotide messenger RNA. RefSeq lists its product as uncharacterized. The transcript is spliced from 3 exons. The record is from RefSeq and is a predicted model, not a curated record. NCBI's taxonomy places the organism in Eukaryota, Fungi, Ascomycota, Sordariomycetes, Magnaporthales, Pyriculariaceae. The coding region runs from base 1 to 429 and encodes 142 amino acids.